AUGCCUAUUCCAAAAUCUACUUUUCGUCCAAUUGCUCCUAAACCACAAACACCUGUACGGGACCCUUAUGUUAUAGCUGUAUUAACAUUUACUCCAUCAGAAAUUCAAGAAGUGACGGUACUUACUACUGAUGUUUCAACACCUGUAAUCACUAAAGUUUCUAAAAAGAAUAAUGGCCAAAAAACAGAAAGAGCAAGUUCUGUUAAAGAAGAAACUGGCUGGGAUGAUACAAAUACCGGAUUAUUGAUAAGUUUUCUUGAAGAUAAUUUUGAUAUUUACAAAAAAAAUAAGUCCAAUUUUGCCAAAACAGCUGCUACUAAGAUUUUUUCAGGAAAGUCACUUGAUGCUUUAUUUGGAACUCGUAAAAAUCACAAUCCGGGAUUUUUAGUAGAUGGAUUUUCUGAUGAUGUUCAAUUGUUUGACAAUUUUAAAGAAAAAGAAACAGAAACUAACGAAGAAGAUCCAUUAGCCGAAGCCAUGAUUUCUAUGAGUAAUGCAAGACAAAUAAUUUGGGAAAAACAACUUGCCUCUGAGAAUGACCUAGAAGCAGAAACAGUUUUUAAAAAAGAAGAAUUAGAAGUUGAGCGAAUUAAAGCUGGAACAUUGCGAAAGAAAAUGGAGUUUGAAAUAGAGCAAUCACGUAUGCAAUAUGAGAUUAGAAUGAAAGAAUUGGAUUUAAGAAUGUUGCAAUAUAAAUUAUCUUUAGAAUAG
Molecule: messenger RNA, 711 nt
Organism: Rhizophagus irregularis DAOM 181602=DAOM 197198
Lineage: Eukaryota; Fungi; Glomeromycota; Glomeromycetes; Glomerales; Glomeraceae
Source: RefSeq, a predicted model, not a curated record